AUGGAACUCCACGGCAAGAAAUCCUUCUGGGCCAUCCCCGAACCCGACCCAGCCCGACGCGGCUUCCACUCUCCUCCCCAUUCCGACACCGUCACCCUCUCCCCUCGCCGCCCCUCCACCGCCUCCCCCUGGCAGCUUCUCUCCCCUCCCCGCCACAGCAUCGGUCACACGCCACAACGUCCGUCCCCUUCCAUCCACUACCAUUGCCUCACCUCUCUCCACCGCCAGGAAGGCAACGUCCACGCCAUUGCCCUCGCCGCAAGAGGUCGGCUCGUUCUCACGGGCUCCGAUUCUGACCGGGUUCGGGCCUGGGGCCUGCCCGACAUCGCGGACCGCGGCCUGUUGCGAACUCGCCGGCCACAUGUGCGCGCUAUAUUGGUCCAUGGAGACACGCUUUUCACGGCUCACGCUGACCGGCGGGUGCGAGUCUGGGCGGUGGCGAUGGCGUCGGCGUCUUCGGGAGUGCGGUGGCGAAAGGUGGCGACUUUUCCGGCUAGGAGGUUGCGAGUUUCGCUCUUCCGGCGAAGGCAGGACCGGGUGCAGCAGCAGCACCGGGAGGAGAUAUCCUGUUUGGCUCUAUACACUGCCGGAGAAAUUCUGUACACCGGGUCUUGGGACCGCACGGUGAAGGCGUGGCAAGUGGGGGAUGGCACGUGCGUUGACUCCUUCGUGGCGCACGAGGGGAGGGUGAAUGCGGUGGUGGUGGGGCAGGAUGACGGCGGGGUGUUCACGGCGGGUGCGGAUGGGUGCGUGAAAGUGUGGCGGAGAACGUACGGGGAGAACAGCCACGCGCUGACCAUGGUUCUGAGGUUUCAGGCCUCGCCGGUCAACGCCUUAGUGGUCGGCGGCACCGGCGGCGGAGGCGGUGGAGCAAGUUAUGUGUACUCGGGAUCGUCGGAUGGGUAUGUGAAUAUUUGGAAGAGGGAGGCGGUCACAGGGAGGUACCACCAUGGCGGCUACCUCCAAGGCCACAGGUAUGCGGUACUGUGUCUGGCGGCGGUGGAAAGGCUAAUCCUAAGCGGGUCGGAAGACACGACGAUAAGAGUGUGGAGAAGAGAAGAAGGGAGCGGCUUCCACGUGUGCUUGGCUGUGAUGGAAGGCCACCGGGGACCCGUUCGGUGCAUUGCAGUGGCGGUGGAGAUGGAGAUGGUAAGGGAAGGUGGGAUUGGCUUAUUGGUUUAUAGCGCCAGCUUGGAUAGAAUGCUGAAGGCCUGGAGGUUGAAGGUGGAGGAGGAGGAGGAGGAAGGGGAGGAGGAGAGGCGGUGGCCGCCGGUGAGGUUGGAAGGGGAGGAGUAUGGAAUGACUCCUGUGCUGUCGCCGCUGUGGGUGGAGAGCAGGCUGAGACAGUCCCUUGACUUGUAUUGA
Dendrobium catenatum is the source of this 1365-nucleotide messenger RNA. RefSeq names its product protein JINGUBANG-like. Lineage: Eukaryota; Viridiplantae; Streptophyta; Magnoliopsida; Asparagales; Orchidaceae. The coding region runs from base 1 to 1365 and encodes 454 amino acids. The transcript has 4 exons. Gene Ontology annotation, molecular function: protein binding. The record is from RefSeq and is a predicted model, not a curated record.